Molecule: messenger RNA, 362 nt
Organism: Lottia gigantea (owl limpet)
Lineage: Eukaryota; Metazoa; Mollusca; Gastropoda; Lottiidae
Exons: 1
Molecular function (GO): serine-type endopeptidase inhibitor activity
Source: RefSeq, a predicted model, not a curated record
ACUUGAAUGAUCGAGACUUUUACAGAAUCUCAAUGCCGAAACUGAAAGUAGAAUCUUCUACCCAAUUAAAAGACGUGUUACAAACACUUGGUAUCAACAAUAUGUUUGAUUCGGUGAAAGCGGAUCUAAGUGGAAUGACUGGACGACCGGAUCUUUAUGUAGACGGGGCUUUCCAGAAGGCCGUGAUAGAAGUAACUGAAAAGGGCACUACUGCUGCGGCUGCUACUGGAUUUCAAAUUGUUUCCAAGUCUCUCUUUAUGUCUAAAUAUCUUAAUGUUAACCAUCCUUUUCUGUUUGUUUUGAGAGAUCAAACAGCCAAUGUUAAUGUUUUCAUGGGCAGAUUCAGUGAUCCGUCCAGCUAG